Messenger RNA from Prorocentrum cordatum, 541 nucleotides. The record is from the annotation of a GenBank genome assembly. Lineage: Eukaryota; Dinophyceae; Prorocentrales; Prorocentraceae.
GGGGGGGAGCAGGAGAUGACACGAGCAGGCCAGGAAGCUGGGCGCGCGCUGGCCGGACCCACGCGUGCAGGCGUGCGGAGGCCCAGGCCGCUGGGAGGGCGGAGCGUGCGGCCACCACCAGCAGGAGGGGCCCGUCGCCAGAAAGGCGUCCAGCCACUCGUGCACCCAGCCCUGGGCCCAGGCCAGCCACGUCAUGCGUACCGAGCUUCCUGGGGGCGUGCUUAUGACGUUCUCCGUGCUCAUCUGCACUUCUGGGCGAGCUAAACAAAGGGCCAGGGGAGCGGGCCGUCUUUCGGAGAGGGAGGCGUGCACGGCCUGCGAGGAGCAGGCACGCAGCCGGGGCCGAGCGGGCGACGCAUCCACGCCGCGCGGGCGGAUGGCCUCGGCGCGCCCCAAGGGCCCUCGGCGGGCCGCCGCCGGCGCGCCUGGCGCGCGGCCGGCGCGGCCUGCCGGCGCGGCCUGCGUCGAGGCGCUCGGGCACGCGCGGCCCGGGCCGCCGGGCGGCGGCUGCCGGGGCGGAGGGGGGACAUGCCCGACCUAA